Gorilla gorilla gorilla (western lowland gorilla) is the source of this 8836-nucleotide messenger RNA. It is a transcript of the gene ZNF37A, whose product is annotated as zinc finger protein 37A. Gene Ontology annotation, cellular component: nucleus. Gene Ontology annotation, biological process: regulation of transcription by RNA polymerase II. Gene Ontology annotation, molecular function: RNA polymerase II cis-regulatory region sequence-specific DNA binding; DNA-binding transcription activator activity, RNA polymerase II-specific. NCBI's taxonomy places the organism in Eukaryota, Metazoa, Chordata, Mammalia, Primates, Hominidae. The record is from RefSeq and is a predicted model, not a curated record.
CCGGUGCAGCCUGGUAGGGAGGGCUCCCGGCAUCUCCCAGCGUCGGGGCAGAGGAUGCCGAGGGGAACGCAGGUCCCGCGCCUGUGACAAAAUCUCGCUGUCUCCUUCCAACCACCUGUGGUCGGCAUCCCCGCGUUGUCACUGCGACGCAGAGGCGAGCGAGGUGGCGGGAAGCACCCGCGGGGCGGGGAGGGACCCUGCGGGCGCGGACUCCACACCAAGCCUCUGCUCAGCGUCACCCCGCUUGCUGUGUCCUCGCAGGUCGCAGCUUCAUGGCCUGAUGCCUUCAGGAAGUAUUUUGAAGUCAUCGUGGCUGUGGAUUGGGGGAUUUCUUGUUUCCACUGACCUGUGAGGCCGCGCACGUGGAGGGAGGCACCCCGGGUCCUCCGGCACUAUCCCGCCUCGCCUGUGUCCCUAGUAGCAGUGGGCAUUUCCAGACGGUGCAGCUUGUGGCUAAAGUGACAGGAAGAUGUAGGAGCUUUCAGUCUUGGAUGAGGAUUCGAACUGAAGGGCUUAGGCCCAGCUGUCUUGGAGCAAAACCUCUGUUGUGGGGUGAGAAGGGAAAGGGGGGGUGAGGGUGCAGGGACCCUCCUAGGAGGACACCGGACCAGUUGGGCCGAGACCUCAUUAGAGAUCUAGAGCACGGAUGGGAGGAGCAGAGGCUCGAUUUGUGUCCUGUCCAGACUCCCACAGGCUGGGUGAUGGUGAGAGAUUUGUGCCCAUUCAGAUGUGGCGGCAGAGGAGGGCAAGGCCGAAGGAGCAGAUAGCACCGCUUCUUGGGGAGUUGUGAAGGCAUCAUGCGGAGGGCCGAGCUUAGCAGCCAAGUGGAGGACAGCACCCUCCAUGCCUGGAUUCGUUACUCGCUCGUUCUAGAUGUUGAGCUGCUGGCACAUUGCAGCACAACUAGAGAUGUACGGAUGCCCCCAUCUUGAUCUUACAGAAUCAGAGGUGCAACCGCAAGAAAGGUCUUGGAAGAUGAUCACAUCCCAGGGAUCAGUGUCAUUUAGGGAUUUGACUAUGGGCUUCACUCAAGAGGAGUGGCAGCAUCUGGACCCUGCUCAGAGGACCCUGUACAGGAAUGUGAUGCUGGAGAACUACAGCCACCUUGUCUCAGUAGGGUAUUGCAUUCCUAAACCAGAAGUGAUCCUCAAAUUGGAGACAGGCAAGGAGCCAUGGAUAUUAGAGGAAAAAUUUCGAAGCCAGAGUCAUCUGGAAUUAAUUAAUACCAGUAGAAACUAUUCAAGAAUGAAGUUCAAUGAGUUUAACAAAGGUGGAAAAUGUUUCUGUGGAAAGCAUGAAAUAAUUCAUUUUGAAGAGGAACCUUGUGAAUAUAAUAAAAAUGGGAACAGCUUCUGGCUGAAUGAAGACCUCAUUUGGCAUCAGAAGAUUAAAAAUUGGGAGCAACCUUUUGAAUACAAUGAAUGUGGGAAAGCUUUCCCUGAGAAUUCACUCUUCCUUGUACAUAAGAGAGCUUACACAGGACAGAAAACAUGCAAAUAUACUGAACAUGGGAAAACCUGUUAUAUGUCAUUUUUUAUUACUCAUCAGCAAACACAUCCAAGCGAGAACCACUAUGAAUGUAAUGAAUGUGGAGAAAGUAUCUUUGAGGAAUCCAUUCUCUUUGAACAUCAGAAUGUUUACCCAUUCAGCCAGAAUUUAAAUCCCACUCUAAUUCAGAGAACCCACUCAAUUAGCAAUAUUAUUGAAUAUAAUGAAUGUGGAACCUUUUUCAGUGAAAAAUUAGCCCUUCAUUUACAACAGAGAACACAUCCAGGGGAAAAACCUUAUGAAUGUCAUGAAUGUGGAAAAACCUUCACCCAGAAGUCAGCCCACACAAGACAUCAGAGAACACACACGGGAAAACCCUAUGAAUGUCACGGAUGUGGGAAGACCUUCUAUAAGAAUUCAGACCUCAUUAGAAAUCAAAGAAUUCACACAGGGGAGAGACCUUACAGAUGUCAUGUGGAGAAAUCCUUCAGUGAAAAGUCAUCCCUUACUCAACAUCAGAGAACACAUGGGGAGAAAUCAUAUGAAUGUCAUGAAUGUGGGAAAUCCUCGUUUAAGUCAGUUCUAACUGUGCAUCAGAAACACACAGGGGAGAAGCCCUAUGAAUGCUAUGCAUGUGGGAACACCUUUCUCAGAAAAUCCGAUGUCAUUAAACAUCAGAGAAUUCACACAGGAGAAAAACCUUAUGAAUGUAAUGAAUGUGGGAAGUCAUUCUCUGAGAAGUCAACCCUUACUAAACAUCUAAGACACACAGAUUGGAAAUCUUAUGAAUGUAUUCAAUGUGGAAAAUUUUUCUGCUGCUACUACAGUUUCACAGAACAUCUGAGAAGACACACAGGGGAGAAACCUUUUGGAUGUAAUGAAUGUGGGAAAACCUUCCAUCAGAAGUUGGCCCUAAUUGUUCACCAGAGAACUCAUAUAAGACAGAAACCCUAUGGAUGUAAUGAAUGUGGAAAAUCAUUCUGUGUGAAGUCAAAACUCAUUGCAUAUCAUAGAACAUACACAGGGGAGAAACCCUAUGAAUGUAAUGUUUGUGGAAUUAUUAUUAAGUCAAAACUAACUGUACAUCAGAGAACACACUUGAGGUGAAACCCUAUAAAUGUAGUAAGUGAGGGAAAUUACUCUGGGUGAAGUCAGAACUUUGUAGAGCAGAGAACAUAAAGGGUGAGAGAAAUCUGUUAAUAUAAUGAUAAUGAGAACACCUUUGCCCUGAAGUCAGUUCUCACAGUAGAGAAGAGAACUUAAAGAGGGAAAAAACAAUAUGAAGAUAUGGAGUGCAGGAAAACAUUAUUCUGGAAUUUGGGCCAUAGAUUAUGUUUAAAAACUAAAAGUGAAAAACACUUAUGGUGAAUGAAUAUAGGAAACAUUUUGCUCAAUGCCACACCUCAGUAAACAUCAGAGAGUUCACACAGGGUGAAACCUGGCUCAGCAUCCCUAAGUUGAGAAGGGAUGCAUUUUUUUGCUACUACUACAGUUUCACAGAAUAUCUGAGAAGACACACAGGGGAGAAACUUUUUGGGUGUAAUGAAUGUGGGAAAACCUUUCACCAGAAGUGAGCCCUAAUUGUUCACCACAGAACUCAUAUAAGACAGAAACCCUAUGGAUGUAAUGAAUGUGGAAAAUCAUUCUGUGUGAAGUCAAGAGGCCACAGAAAAUGCACAAACUAUAGGAAAGCAUUUACUAUGAGGUUAUAUUUUAUAGAGUAUAUGUAAUAAGAAGUACCUUCUUAGUGAACAUCAGAUAGUAGAGAAAGUAUUUUUAACUGUAUCCAAUGUGUGGACAUUUUAGGUUAAAAUCUAAAUUUAAUAUAGACCAGAGGUGUUGAAUUGCAGGAUAUCUAGCAAUUUAAGAAAAUGUAGAGAAAAGGUUUUUUUUUGUUUGUUUGUUUUUUGUUUUUUUUUUUUUUGAGACAGAGUCUCGCUCUGCCACCCAGGCUGGAGUGCAGUGGCAUGAUCUUGGCUCACUGCAAGCUCUGCCUCCUGGGUUCAUACCAUUCUCCUUCCUCAGCCUCCCAAGUAGCUGGGACUACAGGCGCCUGCCACCACACCUGACUAAUUUUUUGUAUUUUUAGUGGAGACAGGGUUUCACCAUGGUCUUGAUCUCCUGACCUUGUGAUCUGCCCGCCUUGGCCUCCUAAAGUGCUGGGAUUACAGGUGUGAGCCACCACGCAAAAAAAGGUUUUUAUUGAGAAAUAGCAUUUUACUUUGCUAAUAUCCAGUUCAGUUCAUUGUCAAGACUGCUGUUUUCUGACACUUGAAAAGAUGCCAUACUGGAGCCAAUGACUAUAACUAGGUCAAAGGUUUAUUGCUUAGCCAUAUGUAAAAUAAGGGAAGAGUUUUUAGCAAAGGGAACCAUAAGCAAGAGUGCUUUUGUAUGUCCAGGAAGAAAGAGACCCUUAAUUUGGGGCCAUAGGACAGGAGCCCACCAGCAGGAUUUUUGAAUAAUCCUGGGGCAGACUAAUUUCGGGUGACCCGUCUCAGAAUGGUGGAUCAAAGGGGCAAGUCAACUUGCCUUGUAUGCAGCUUAAGAGGAUUAGUAGAAGAGAGUGGGUCCAGAUUUCUGGUGGUUUCUGCCCUAGCAGAUGUCCAACACAUAAGCCAGGACAUUCUGCUCUGAGUGACUUAUUGUACCCAACUCUAUUUCUCUCCAAAGUGAAAUACAUUUUUCACAGGUGAUAUAACUUUUUAAAAUGUAUAUAGAGAUAUAACUUAAAUAUGGGGCUUUGAAAAAGCACAAAUAGGCUGAGCACGGUGGCUUGCACCUGUAAUCCCAGUACUUUGGGAGGCUGAGGUGGGCAAGACCUGAGGUCAGGAGUUCCAGACCAGCCUGGCCAACAUGAUGAAACCCUGUCUCUACUAAAAAUACAAAAAUUAGCCAGGCAUGAUGGUGCACAUCUGUAGUCCCGGCUACUAGAGAGUCUGAGGUGGAGGAUCACUUGAACCUGGGAGGUGGAGGUUUCAUUGAGCUGAGAUCAUGCCACUGCACUCCAGCCUGAGUGACAGACACUUUCAAAAAAAAAAAAAAUAGAUUUUGCUAUUGGGUAAGGUAUAGUAGUCAGCAGCAGAAUGGACUGAUUGAGGACAACUAUAAAAUUACAAAAAAUAUUUAAAUGCAACUUAUUGCUAUAGAAGCAAAGAGAACUAAAGGAGCAAAAUUCUAGAGAGUGGUAAAUCCCAGAAAGCACAUGCACAGAAUGCAGCUCUUUGCUCUGGGGACCCUUUCCACUUCUGGCUAUAGGGAAGAGCCUGAAUACUGAACUUGGUUCAGGCAGAGGGCCAUACCCUGGGGGUCAGGGGAAGGCAUGGGGGGGGACCAGAAACCAGGAGAACAAUCAAGACUGCAAUUAAAAAAAAAUGGAUACAUUAGGGGCUUCAAACACAUAUAAUUUCUCAAGAAAUUUCUAGAUAUCUCAUGCUGCAUAGGGCAGGAGGCUGAAAAGCUAAUUUGAGAAGAAAACAAGUAGAAUUUUUGUUUUGUUUUGCAUUUUGCAAUAUGGAGGAUAAAUGAUUAGACCUUAGGAAGUGCCAGUGGGUUGGUCCUUUCAUGAACAUGCCAUCAGUAAAAGCCCUGGAAACAAGGUCAUACCAGAGAUUCAUUGUGUCUUGUCACAACUGAAAACAAUAUCUGAGUGGAAUAUUCAAAAACUUGCUUAGAAAGAAAACUCUAGGACAGAUGGCUUCACUGAAGUUAUUCCAAAUAUUUAAUAAAUAAAGCAUACCAGGCUUUUAUAAACUCUUCUAGAAGAAAAAAGUUGGAACUUUUCCAAUUCAGUUUUUCAGGCCAGUGCAACCUUGAUACCAAAACCAAUAAAACAAACAAACAAACAAAAAACAUAAAGCUAUAGACCAAAGUCUCAUAGAUUUAGAUGCAAAAUCCUAAAAUUGAAAAAAAAAGUCUAGUCAUAUCCAUAAACUGUAUCAUCACCAAGAGAUGUUUAUUAGGGCAAUCAAAAGAUGAUUUAUUAUUUUAAAAAAAAUCAAUGUGGCCUUCCCUUCCUCUUUCUUUUGAUUCCCCUCUUUGAGUUUGUAUGUGUCUCUUUUGCCUUCCCUUCCCAGAGUGGAGGAGUUAGACCUGCAUUGUGGGAUGAGAGGAGUUGUGGCUAUGUGUCUGCUGGCACCAAGAGGGCUGAGGGUGAGGUGUGGAAGGGACAGGGGGAGGAGAUGGGCAGCAUUGUUGAGAGAUUGGUACCACUGAGCAAAUACGUUGAGAAUGAUGAUGGCAAGGUUUCUCCCUGUUAGAGAAGAUAUUUGCAGAAAUAGGAAUGAGGAGAGCUAGAAAACCUGGAAUGUGGGAUUAGAAUAGAACUCAUAUCUUUUAAAUACAUAGGAACAAUAGAGAAAUUGUUGGGUGUGCCCAUAUACAUAUAUUUUGUGAUUCAUUCUACCAAGAGGACAUAAAGGCAGUGACAGCUCAGUAACAGUAAACACACCAACUGCCAAGUUAUUAUUUCCUAAAUACUAUCCACAAGAAAGGGGACCAGGGAUGAUUCCUAGUCAGAGAUUGGGAGAAAAAGAAGAUGAGCCUGAAUCAUUUCAUGUACCUAACAGUAAGAAAAUACUCUGGCUGGGCUCAGUGGCUCAUGUCUGUAAUUCUAGCAUGUUAGGAGGUCGAGGUGGGUGGGUUGCUUGAGCCCAGGAGUUUGAGACCAGCCCAGGCAACAUGGCAAAACUGUCUCUACAAAAAAUAUAAAAAUUAGCCAGGCGUGGUGGCAUGCACCUGUCAUCCAAGAUACUCAGGAGGCAGAGAGGUGGGAGGAUCACUUGAACCUGGGAGAUUGAGACUGCAUCGAGCUGUGAUCAUGCCACUGCACUCCAGCCUGGAAGACAGAGUGAGACCCUGUCUCAGGAAAAAAGAAAAAAAAAAAGAUGUUGCUCAGCAAGUUAAUGGACAAACUGUGCAACAUCAAGAAACCUUUAACAUUCUUCAAAGAAAUAGAAAACACAAUCCUAAAAUUUAUAUGGAAACCACAAAAGACCUAGAAUAGUCAGAGUUAUCCUGAGCAAAAGGAAUCAAACUGGAGGGAUCAUAUUACCUGACUUCAAAUUAUUCUACAGAGCUACAGUAACUAAAACAGCAUGAUACUGGCAUAAAAACAGACACAUAGGAACAGAAUAGACAACCCAGAAACAAAUUCAUACAUCUACAGUGAACUCACUUUUGACAAAGUGAUGAAGAACAUACAUUGGGGUAAAGAUAGUGUCUUUAAUAACUGGUGCUGGGAAAGCUGGAUAUCCGUAUGCAGAAGAAUGAAACUAGACCCCUAUCUCUUAGCAUAUACAAAAAUCAAAAUUAAUUAAAAAGUUAAAUCUAAGACCUCAAACUAUGAAACAGCUAAAAGAAAACAUUGGGGAAUCUCUCCAGGACAUUGGAGUGGGCAAAGAUUUUUUGUGUAAUACCUGACAAACAGGCAACCAAAGCAAAAGUGGACAAGUGGGAUCACAUCAAGUUAAAAACCUGUAUUGCAAAGGAAACAACAAAGUGAAGAGACAACCCAUAGAAUGGGAAAGAAUAUUUGCAAACUAUCCAUCUGUAUUAGGCCAUUCUUGAAGUACUAUAAAGAAAUACAUGAGACUGGGUAAUUUAUAAAGAAGAGGUUUAAUUGGCUCACGGUUUUGCAGGCUGUACAGGAAGCAUGGUGCUAACAUCUGAUCAGCUUGUAGGGAGGCAUCUGGAAGCUUCCAACCAUUGUGGAAGGCAAAAGGGGAAUAAGUAUCUCACAUGGCAGGAGCAAGGGCAAAGAGAGGGGGAGGGAGGUGCCACACACUUAACCAGAUCUUGUGAGUACUCAGGUCUUGUGAGGGUUGCUUGAGGUCAGGGAUACCCCAUUUACCCUGAUGUGUUUAUAUACAUUUCAUGACCGUAUCAAAAUAUCUCAUGUACCCCCAUAAACAUAUACACCUAUUUGUACCCACAAAAAUUUAAAAAUAAUUUCAAUGUUUGAAGACUCAUUAUUAAAAUAAUAGCAGUUUAUAUAAAUUUAAUAUUUCAAUAAAACUCCCAAUAUUUAUUCUUAACACUGGAAAAACUUUUCCAAAAUGCAUAUGGCAGAAAUAUGGGCGUUGAUGAAAGGACAGCAUCAAUUAAUGAGGGAUCCUCCCCCUUGACGAAAAUACCUUCCACCAAGACCCACCUUUAAUGCUGAGGAUUACAUCUCAAAAUGAGAUUUGGGCAGGGACAAAUAUCCAAACUAUAUCACUAGCUAUAUCAGGAGCUGUAACUAUAACUAUAUCAGAUGCUAUAACAAUUCUAUAGAAAAAAUUAAUCUGAAAACUGGACAAAAAUCUGAAUAGACAUUUCUCGAAAGAAGACAUACAAAUGGCAAACAGGCAUAUGAAAAGGUACUCAACAUCAUUGAUCCAUUAGAGAAAAGCAAAUCAAAACUACAAUGAGAUAUCAUCUCAUCCCAGUUAAAAUAUCUUCUGUCCAAAAGACAGGUAACAACAAAUGCUGAAGAGGAUGUGGAGAAAAGGAACCCUCCUGCACUGUGGAAGUGUAUAUUAGUACAACCACUAUGGAGAACAGUUUGUAGGUACCUCAAAAACUAAAAAUAGAGCUACCAUACAAUCCAGCAAUUCCACUGGUAGGUAUAUACCCCAAAGAAAGGAAAUCAGUAUAUUGAAGAUAAAUCUGCACCACGUUUACUGUAGCACUACUCGCAAUAGCCAAGAUUUGGAAGCAAUCCAAGUGUCCAUCAGCAGAUGAAUGGAUAAAUAAAAUAUGGUACGUAUACACAGUGGAGUACUAUUCAGCCAUAAAAAAGAAUGAGAUCCUGUCAUUUGCAACAUUAUAGAUGGAACUACAGAUCAUUAAGUGAAAUAAGCCAGGCACAGCAAGACAGACAUCACAUGUUCUGACUUAUUUAUUGGAGCUAAAGAUGAAAACAACUGAACUUAUAGAGAGUAGAAGAAUGUUUACCAGAGGCUGGGAAAGGUAGUGGGGGCAUGAUGAGGGGGAACUGGGGAAUGUUAAUGGGCACAAAAAGGUAGAAUGACUAAGACCUAGUAUUGAUAGCACAACAAGGUUACUACAGUCAAUAAUAAUUGUACAUUUUUAAGGUAUAAUUGAAUUGUUUGUAACACAAAGGAUAAAUGCUUGAGGUUAUGGAUAUCCCAUUUACCCUGAUGUGAUUAUUAGACAUUGCAAGCCUGUAUCAAUAUAUCAUGUACCCCAUAGAUGUAUACACCUAGUAUGUACCCAAGAAAAUUAAAAAUAAAGUAAAAAUUUCAAUGAUUAGGAAGACCAUUAUUAACAUCAGUUUUCUUUAAAUGUUUCUGUAAAUUUAAUACAAUUUCAAUAAACCUUCCAAUAUUUAUUCUUAGUACUGGAAAAA